CGUGCGUAACUCAACAUUAAUCGAAGGUGUCAAGACUCAAGACUCUCAUCCUCCUCAUUUGCCAAUAUCCCGAAAAACCUAAACCCUAAACCUUCGAAACCAAACAACAAUGGCGGACGUAGUACAAUUAAGACUAGAGCGAAUGAUUCCAGACCUAGACGACCUGGAGAAAAGAGGUCUCUUCAAUAGCAGAGAAAUCAAUGAAAUUGUGAAAAAGAGAAGAAAAUUUGAGUACAGACUCCAAAGACCAAGCCCUUUGAAGCAAGAUUUCUUAGACUAUAUUGAUUACGAGAAACAGCUUGAUCGACUCCGUCUUCUUCGGAAGAAGUCUGUUUCUCGGGAGCUCAAGGAUAAAGGGAAUAAAAAGCUCAAGAAAUCGCGGUCCGAUGUUGCCGGUGUUCGACGGAUUAUUGAGAUUUAUCGCAUUGCUACUAGCCGCUUUAAGGGUGACCUUGAUAUUUGGUUUCAGUAUUUGGAGUUUUGUAAGGAAAGAAACAAUGGCAGGAUGAAGAAGGUCUUGGGUCAAGUCAUCAGAUUUCAUCCCAAAGUACCUGCAGUUUGGAUCUAUGCUGCUGCGUGGGAGUUUGACCAUAACUUGAAUGCAAAAGCUGCACAUGUCCUCAUGCAAAUGGGUUUGAGAUCUUGCCCAACUUCCGAAGAUCUUUGGGUUGAGUUUCUGCGCAUGGAACUUACUUGCCUUAAUAAGUUGAAAACACGUAAAGUUAUUUUAGGGGAAGAUGACGGGACACUGAUUCAUGACGAUAAAGAUGUUGAGGUGAAGCAGUGGCAAGAUGAGAACAAAGAUUUAUUCAUGGCUCUUGAAGAAGUAGAAGGUGAAGGUGCUCAAAAGGAAGAAUCAAGCAAGAAAUUGGAUGUUUUCCGUGAACAGGGAUUUAAGCUAUUCCAGAAAAUAUAUGAAGGUGCUAUUGAUGCUAUUCCAUCUAGUUUUGGUUUGAGGAAGAAGUUCCUUGAGAUAGUGGAAGUUACAGACUUGGCACAUUCAGAAGAAAUGCGAGCUGCGAUAAUGGCUGACAUGAGGAGAGAUUUCUCAAAUGAACCUGUAUAUUGGAGCUGGCUUGCCCAGAUUAAAUUAAAAGAUCCACAAUGUACUCCAGAUAUUAGCACAGAUAGUGGGCGUUCCCAGGUGGAAGAAGUCAUUAAGGUAUAUGAAGAAGCUAUACAGUCAAUUUCAUCUGUUGCUAUGUUUGACAUGUACGUAAAGUUUUUAUCUGAAGUCAUCAGUCUAAAAGGAGAAAUGGGAAGUUCUGGAUGUUGCAUUGCAUCAAAGGAUGCAGGAGACUAUAUAUCACACCUGAUUAAGGUCUUUGAAAAAGCUGAUACCUUAGGGUGUCUUGAUGAAGAUCUUGCCUGUCAGUAUGUAAUGUUGUACAAGAAUAUGGGUAAAUUUGACGAAGCGAUGAAAUUAGCAGAGAGUUUCUGUGAGGGAAAAUAUUCAGAUUCAAGACAAUUGUGGGUUCUAAGGGUCACAGAACAAAUGAAACACAUUAAAGAAUCUGGUACUUCUUGUAAGGCUCACCUUUCAUCUAUCUUUGACCUCUUGAAAAGGUUGGUGAAAAAAGUAGCUGUCUCUGAUGACGAGGGCUUGUGGGUCAUGGCUCUUGAGCUCUUUGCAAAUGACAAAAAAUACUUUGGCAAGUUGGUAGACCUUGCCCUUGUUUCACUGGCUAAAGAUGGAGGCCAGGAUGAAGGAUUCUCUCUCUCUGCUGUUCUCGUUAACUUUAUUUGGCAGAACAAUGGUAUUCAACAAGCAAGAGACUUCUAUAAGCGAAUUCUUAAUUUACCUCACCCAGGAGUAGCCAUUCACAAGUACUGCAUUGAGCUGGAGAUCUCAUCUGGUGACAAAGAUAGUCUUUCGAAUGCUCGUAAGCUAUACAAAUGUGCACUUGCAACUGAUAGUGAGGACAUCAGCCUGUGGCAAGAAUAUUACUCAAUGGAGACACAGCUGGGAACAUCCGAAUCUGCCAAUGCUGUAUAUUGGCGUGCAAAGAAGAUGCUUGGGGAUGCCUCGGUGCUUGCUGCAGUCGUACAAUAAUGUGCUUGUACAUACACAAUUAGUAAGCUAUUUUAACUUUCGAAGAGAGGUCAAGAAUCUAAACCAUAGGAGCUGACCCUUGUAAAAGUUUUGAGCAAGUUAGUAGUUUAGAAUUUAUUCUUUCGUGAAGCGUGUAGACGAGUAACAAUGUUGAGCAUAGAAACAACAUAUUUAUAGGACUUAAGUCCUGCUUGUGGGUUUUGUGGACACCACUUGUUUUAAUGCACCUUUCAGGCUUGCUAAAACCUGGAAGUGCUGCUAUACAAUUUAGAAGUAGAACCAAUUGCUUCAUGUCAAAUGGACUUGUAUAAUAUUCUUUUUUCUUUAUUUAUCCA
Messenger RNA from Chenopodium quinoa (quinoa), 2388 nucleotides. RefSeq names its product U3 small nucleolar RNA-associated protein 6 homolog. Gene Ontology annotation, cellular component: small-subunit processome; Pwp2p-containing subcomplex of 90S preribosome. The coding region runs from base 110 to 2053 and encodes 647 amino acids. Gene Ontology annotation, molecular function: snoRNA binding; protein binding. The record is from RefSeq and is a predicted model, not a curated record. Lineage: Eukaryota; Viridiplantae; Streptophyta; Magnoliopsida; Caryophyllales; Amaranthaceae. The transcript is spliced from 6 exons. Gene Ontology annotation, biological process: maturation of SSU-rRNA from tricistronic rRNA transcript (SSU-rRNA, 5.8S rRNA, LSU-rRNA).